GAGCCCGAGGAGCAGCAGCGGCGGCAGAGGCAGCGGAGGCAGCCCCCUUCCCUCCUCCUGGUUUCCCGCUCGCCGGCGCGGUCCUAAAGGAUUUAUCCUGGAUGAAGCUGGGGUGGCGGUGGUGGUCGUCGUCGUGGUCGUCGUCUUUGUUCCCGGGGGGCUCUGGCCAAGAGAGAGCCUUCAGCUGACAAGAUCAGCAUUUGGAGAUGACAACCAAAAGGAAAAUUAUUGGCCGACUGGUGCCAUGCCGAUGUUUUCGAGGGGAAGAAGAAAUAAUCUCAGUGCUCGAUUACUCCCAUUGCAGCCUUCAGCAGGUGCCAAAGGAGGUUUUUAACUUUGAGCGGACAUUAGAAGAACUUUACCUAGAUGCCAACCAAAUUGAAGAGCUACCUAAGCAAUUAUUCAACUGUCAAGCUCUGCGUAAACUGAGUAUACCAGACAAUGACCUUUCAAGCCUGCCAACCAGCAUUGCCAGUUUAGUUAAUCUUAAAGAACUUGACAUCAGUAAAAAUGGAAUCCAAGAUUUUCCAGAAAACAUAAAGUGCUGUAAGUGUUUAACAAUAAUUGAAGCCAGUGUCAAUCCUAUUUCUAAGCUCCCAGACGGUUUCACUCAGCUUUUAAAUUUGACCCAGCUGUACUUAAAUGAUGCCUUUCUGGAAUUUCUUCCAGCUAACUUUGGAAGACUCGUUAAAUUACGAAUACUGGAAUUACGAGAGAAUCACUUGAAAACUCUACCAAAGUCAAUGCACAAACUGACACAGCUGGAGAGACUUGACCUAGGCAAUAACGAAUUUUCUGAGCUGCCUGAGGUUCUGGAACAAAUACAAAACCUAAAGGAAUUAUGGAUGGACAAUAAUUCACUCCAAACAUUACCGGGGCCUAUAGGAAGAUUAAAGCAGUUGGUAUACUUGGAUGUGUCAAAAAAUAGGAUAGAAAGUAUAGAUAUGGACAUAUCAGGAUGUGAAGCCCUUGAAGAUCUACUGUUGUCCUCCAACAUGCUACAACAACUGCCAGACUCAAUAGGGCUUUUGAAAAGGCUUACAACUCUAAAAGUAGAUGACAAUCAGCUCACAGUCCUGCCCAAUGCCAUUGGAAAUUUAUCUUUAUUAGAAGAAUUUGACUGCAGCUGUAAUGAACUGGAGUCUCUACCUCCCACCAUUGGCUACAUGCAUAGUCUGCGGACGCUAGCUGUAGAUGAAAAUUUCCUGCCUGAACUGCCUAGAGAAAUUGGAAGUUGUAAAAAUGUAACAGUUAUGUCUCUGCGCUCAAACAAGCUGGAAUUUCUUCCUGAUGAGAUCGGUCAGAUGCAGAAACUCCGAGUCUUAAAUUUGAGUGACAACAGAUUGAAAAAUUUGCCUAUCACUUUUACAAAGCUUAAAGAACUUGCAGCACUCUGGCUGUCAGACAACCAGUCAAAGGCUCUUAUCCCUCUUCAAACUGAGGCACAUCCAGAAACAAAGCAAAGAGUGCUGACCAACUACAUGUUUCCUCAGCAACCCCGCAGUGAUGAAGAUUUCCAGUCUGACAGUGAUAGUUUUAAUCCUACUCUGUGGGAGGAACAGCGACAACAACGUAUGACAGUUGCCUUUGAAUUUGAAGAAAAAAAGGAAGAAGAGGAAAAUGCAGGAAAAGUUAAGGAAUAUUGCACUUUGGAAGGUUUUUAUCCCCAGCGGCAUGCUACUUCUGAGGUUGAAAUAAACCUAAAGCGCUAUCCAACUCCAUACCCAGAAGACUUAAAGAAUAUGGUGAAAUCUGUUCAAAAUCUGGUGGGCAAAUCUACCCAUGGAGUGAGGCCUGAGAAUUCAACACCAACUGCCAGCUCAGAGCAAACUGUGAAGGAAAAAUAUGAGCACAAGUGGCCCAUGGCAGCGAAGGAAAUGUCAGUGGAGGAUCCUUUUGUACACCCUGUGAAUGAUAUGAGGAUAGGAGAACUUCGACCCUCAAUGGCUGAAGCACCAUUGUACCAACCUAAACUUGUUCUCUUGGGGAAAGAAAAAAAAGAGUCAACAGAUGAGUCUGUAGCAGAUAAAGUUCACUGCAUGAAUAACAGUGUUUCUUCAGGAACCUACUCAGACUAUUCACCUUCACAGGCUUCUUCUGGGUCUUCUAAUGCUCGCAUUAAAAUGGGGUCUUUGCAAACUACUGCUAAAGAUGCUGUGAACAAUUCUUUAUGGGGGAACAGGCUUGUCCAAUCUUUUCCUCAGCCCCUUGAGACAAAGCCUUUGCUCAGCCAACGGGAAUCUGCUCCAGCAGGAAACAUGCAGCAGCAUAAUGAUCGGCGUCCAAUGAGUGACACCUUUGCUGACAGCUGGAAUGAUGGCUCACACUAUGACAACACAGGAUUUGUAGCAGAGGAGAGCACGGUGGAGAACCCCAGCACUAACCCCCUCUUAAGCUCUAAAUCAAGAAGCACAUCUGCUCAUGGCCGCAGGCCUUUAAUUAGACAAGACAGGAUAGUUGGUAUUCCCCUUGAACUUGAACAGCCCACUUUGAGAAACACGCCUGAAUCAGAAGUGCCUCCAUCAAACCCUUGGCAGAACUGGACGAGAACCCCUAGCCCUUUUGAAGAUAGGACAGCCUUUCCUUCUAAACUGGAGGGCACCCCAAACACUAGCCCUUUACCUGAAAGGAAAGAACUUGUGAAAGACUCUCCUGAAAUAACUAGCACCUUUUCUCCAGGAACACAAUGGGAAUAUCAUGAUUCCAAUGCUAAUAGGAGUCUCAGUAAUGUGUUUUCACAUAUUCAUUGUCACCCGGAGCCUUCUAAAAACAUCAUUUCCAUCAGCAAGAGUACAGAAAGGCUUUCUCCAAUGAUGAGGGAUUUGAAGACUAAUAGAUUUAAAAAGUCACAAAGUAUAGAUGAGAUAGAUAUUGGCGCUUAUAAGGUUUAUAAUAUUCCACUAGAGAACUAUGCAGCUACUACUGACAAUGCAGGAAUGCAUGAAAGGUCAGAUAAAAUGAUGGGAACAGAACAUGGAAUGUCUAGUAUGUCUCGUAGCCAAUCUGUACCAAUGCUUGAUGAUGAGAUGCUGACCUAUGGAAGUGUUAAGGUCCAGCAGCAGCAAAAGCCUUCUGUGACUAAAAAGGUGUAUCAGUUUGACCAAAGCUUUAAUCCCCAAGGAUCAGUGGAAGUGAAAGCAGAAAAGAGGAUACCACCACCUUUUCAGCAUACUCCAGAAUACAUUCCCCAGCAGACUAAAAAUGUCUCCAAGGAUUUGGUAAGCCCAAGAGCCUACCGUGGAUACCCACCCAUGGAGCACAUGUUUUCUUUCUCUCAGCCUUCUGUUAAUGAAGAGACUGUAAAUACUCAGUACUCAAGUCAGGGAUCAAGGGCUGGGUUUUUGAGAAGAGCCGAUUCACUGGCCAGUUCAACAGAAAUGUCAAUGUACAGAAGAGUGAGUGAACCACACGAACUGCCACAAAGCGAUAGGUAUAACAGACAUCAGUAUAGAGGAGCUAUGGAACGCCAAAGCAGCAUGCAAGUGUCUGAAUCCCAGUUCCUCAAAAGAAAUGGCAGGUAUGAAGAUGAACAUCCUUCAUAUCAAGAAGUGAAAGCCCAGUCUGGAAGUUUUCCAGUUAAAAACCUUACACAAAGGAGGCCAUUGUCUGCAAGAAGCUACAGUACAGAGAGUUAUGGUACCUCCCAAACCAGGCCAGUUUCAGCUAGGCCUACAAUGGCAGCUCUGUUGGAAAAGAUACCAUCAGACUAUAACUUGGGUAACUAUGGUGACAAGCCGUCAGAUAACACUGAUAUAAAGACAAGGCCUACCCCUGUGAAGGGAAAUGAGAGCUGUGGUAAAAUGCCCGCUGACUGGAGACAACAGCUACUUAGACAUAUAGAAGCUAGAAGGUUAGACAGGACUGCUGCUUAUAAACACAACACUGUUAACCUUGGCAUGCUGCGCUCUGGAGGUUUGUCAGCAAUGCAUGCAGGCAGAAGCAUGACAUUAAACUUGCAGACUAAACCUAAAUUUGAAAACCAAAUGCAUCAAGAGCUACCUCUACCGAAAACCCCAUCACAACAGAGCAGCAUUCUAGACAAUGGACAGGAAGAUGUUUCAUCUGGCAGCCAAUGGAAUCCAUAUCCCCUUGGAAGGCGAGAUGUACCACCAGAAACUGUUGCUAAAAAGGCAGGCAGCCAUAUCCAGACUCUGAUGGGAUCACAAAGUCUACAGCAUCGGAGCCGAGAGCAACCGUAUGAGGGUAGCAUGAAUAAAGUAACCAUCCAGCAGUAUCAGCCACCACUGCCGAUACAGAUCCCUUCUCAGAGCACUCGGGCACCACAAGCGGGAAGAUGUGUGAUCCAGACUAAGGGGCAGAGGAGUGUGGAUGGCUAUCCAGAACAGUUUUGUGUGAGGAUAGAAAAGAAUCCAGGCCUUGGAUUUAGUAUCAGUGGAGGAAUAAGUGGACAAGGAAAUCCAUUCAAGCCUUCUGACAAGGGUAUCUUUGUUACUAGGGUUCAGCCUGAUGGGCCAGCAUCUAACCUGCUCCAGCCUGGUGAUAAGAUUAUUCAGGCCAAUGGACACAGUUUUGUACAUAUGGAACAUGAGAAAGCUGUAUUACUACUGAAGAGUUUCCAGAAUACAGUAGACCUAGUUAUUCAACGUGAGCUUACUGUCUAAAUAUUUUUUAUAAAUAGUAAAAUAUGCUUAGCCAGAUCUAAUGUUUAAUUAAAUAAAAAUUUAUAUAUAUAAUGUAUACAUAUAUAUAAAUAUAAGAAACAUUUUUUGCCAAUUGCUGGACCAAUGGCAAACAUAGUGCCAAAUGUAUAAUAUUAUAUGUUAGUACUGAUCAUUCUGGGGGAAAUAACUAUAUAAAUAUAAAUUCCAUGUGGUUAUGUAUUAGUUUUCAUUGUAAGCCUCUGGCUAUGCAUUGGUGCCAGCUGCUUUUUAAUAUUCAUUUAAAUUAUUUCUGGAUGUCAUAGAAUUUCAGAACACAGAAAUACCCACAAGCUCUACAAAUUCUGAUGUCCAUCCAAAACACUGCCUCAAAGUUGUAUAUACCUUUAGAUGGGAAGUUAUGUAAAAUUUAAAAUUCCCAUAAAGUCUGUCUCAUUAGGUAUAGGCCUCAAUCAUGCAUCCAUCCCCUCAUUUGAGUAUAAAUCUCUGCCUGUGCAGAGCCAUGUACACUGAGCCAUAGACAUUCCCUCCAACUUACUGAAACACCUCUGAAGCCACCCCACAUGGCCAUUCCAUGCUCUGUGGAAAGCAGGCAGGAUCCAAGGAGCAGCCCCAUAUGGCUACAUCCCCAUAGUGGCUACAUUUCCAUAGUGCGGUGAAAAAUGGUUAAAGUAGCACUAAGACCUCUGGGUGACUGCACUGGAUCUCAGUGCUGAUAUCACCAUUUCACAUCUGGGUCUGCAGAUAUAUAGCCAGAUGCUUUUCUCAUCCUGCCUGACCACUGCAAGGCAUAGAAUGGAGAAAAAAACUUUUAGAGAGCUAUGGAGGGAGGGAGGAAAUACCAAUACCUGCAGUGCCAAAAAAAAAGAGAACAUCUGUGCACCUGUACAUCCAAGGAAAACUUACGGGUGUGGAUAUCUGUAACAGAAUGCCAGCCAUAGCGAAAAAGAUUUUCCUAGACACUUAGAAGAAGAUAAAAUAUACAAAUUAGAGGUGCAAACUUACUUGGUAUGUGAACUUGAUGGGACUUCUAUUCUGAAGAAAUAUAUAAAGGAUUGCACUUUAAAUCUAUUCUUUUCUUUUGCUUUGCUUUUCCACUGCAAAUGCACCUUAGAAAGGAGGGUUAAGAGAGAGGACAAAGAUGCUUCCAUGGGUAGACUGUUCAUGACUAAGAAUGCUUAUGUUCUUCCUUUCCAGUAUAUUUGUAUCACUAAAGCAGCAAACAGACAUAUAAACCAGUUUUCCCUGACUUGGUACUUUCCAGAUGUUUGGGACUACAUUUUCUGUUAUUCCUAGGCUAGCAAUCAUAACUAGUUGUCAGAGAUUAUGACAGCUGUAGUCCAACUCAAGCAGCAGGAAUAUCAGGUUGAGAAAGGCUAACCCAAACGAAUAACAGAGAUAGGCACAGCAGGUAAGAAACAUCUUUUUAAAAGAGCGUUUCUACACAGCAGUAGUCAGCUUGGCAAAUUAAAUGCCUGUUAGGGUUAAAAACCUUGACUAGGUUUAAUUACAAGGGAGUAUCUUUGACAUCUCCUGAUCACAUUCGUAGUUUGAAUCUUCCCAGCAGAUCUUAAGGAAAUGGCAGCCCAUGUGGAAGCAUGUGGUUCUUCUAUGGAUCCUGGAACCAAGCGAUAAAGGUAUUCCCUGACAGUUCUGUUUGGAAACAGUUCAGGUGUUGCAAAAGUCCUACAGUAUACUCCAGUUGACCAUUGCUUCCAUCCACAGAAGACCGCUACACAGGGAAAAGUAUCCCAUACAUAAAUGUAGCAGGUUCAGUUGUGUGACCAGCCUAUUUGAAAAAAUGAAGGCAUGUGGAAGAAAGCUAGGGACACAGCAGGUAUAAAGUUAUGGAAAUUGGCACAGGAUCUGCUGCAUAUAAGAAUUCUUGGAUCAAGGUUCCUGUUUAUAGCUGCUCCCUUCUAAAUAGCUAAAAUGUUAGCAUUAAAGGUGAGGCUGUUCAUAAAUAAAACCAUUAAUUCUUGAAUCUAUAAAUAAAUAGUCAAGACAACAUUGUCAGCUUGUUUUUGCUCAUGCUUUUAGCCCACUCACAUAGACAUGAGAAGCAGACAGUAAUUUUAAAUAGUAUUUAUUUUUUUAGUAUGAGCAGAAAACCUCUUUUCCAGUGCAUAGCUCUUAUUUCAAGUAUCCAAGCUUUAUAAUAAAACCCAUAUCUCACCAUUUGUGUACUUUCAGACUAAGAGCAAAGUGGCUCUUCGUUUUGUAAAGUGACAGAAUAAUGUUGUAUCUCAAUGCCAUGGAUGUUUCCAAAGGCAGUUCAACUAUUUAACAAAAGGAUCUCAGUCUGAAAUGACUCAUCAAUGAAAGAGACUGGAUAUCCCAAUUUGAGUAAAAGAUUAAUUAUGUAUAAAGUGAAGCAGACAUUUAUUAGUCCAUUUUUCCUGGGACUUUGUAGAGCUCCUAUACACAAUGCACAAUUGGUUUUAACAGCUGAGACCACCUGCAGAAGGUAUGGGGCAGAGAAGGCACCUGGUAUCCUCAUCAAGGCCUCCUUCAGAUCCCAGACAGGCCUUGUGCACUGCUCUU
Messenger RNA from Sceloporus undulatus (fence lizard), 7163 nucleotides. It is a transcript of the gene LRRC7, whose product is annotated as leucine rich repeat containing 7. The transcript has 26 exons. Gene Ontology annotation, cellular component: postsynaptic membrane; adherens junction; postsynaptic density. Gene Ontology annotation, molecular function: protein binding. The coding region runs from base 207 to 4622 and encodes 1471 amino acids. NCBI's taxonomy places the organism in Eukaryota, Metazoa, Chordata, Lepidosauria, Squamata, Phrynosomatidae. The record is from RefSeq and is a predicted model, not a curated record. Gene Ontology annotation, biological process: neurotransmitter receptor transport, endosome to postsynaptic membrane; neurotransmitter receptor transport postsynaptic membrane to endosome.